Molecule: messenger RNA, 2276 nt
Organism: Danaus plexippus (monarch butterfly)
Lineage: Eukaryota; Metazoa; Arthropoda; Insecta; Lepidoptera; Nymphalidae
Gene: VhaAC45
Product: V-type proton ATPase subunit S1
Exons: 3
Coding region: 123-1325 (400 amino acids)
Cellular component (GO): proton-transporting V-type ATPase complex
Source: RefSeq, a predicted model, not a curated record
AUAUGAUCACUUCUUCACAUGACCGAUGUCUGGCUGCCAUCGCCCAUUUUUCAUCUUUUUAUGACAAAUUUCGGGCUUUAAGUUACUAAGUAAUAGUCCAUCACUUCAGCUAGUUUAUAAAAAUGGCGUUUUGCCGUUUAGUGUUCCCUAUAUUAGUGCUAAGUGUCGUGUCCUGCUUCGCCAACCUGCAGGUACCUGUAUUUCUGUGGGGUGAUUUGAAAACAUCUAUAAAAUCGAAUCCUCUCGUUCGCGUAACUGAAAGCGAAUUCGAGGACACGCUUAAACAAGAGAUCAAGGACCAUUUUACGGUCAUUUUCGUCGAUGAAUCUCUUUCUGUUGAAGAUUUUUCACGCAAAAAUGACGAUGGCGAAACUUCGUUCCCAUAUCUGCAUGCUAACAUCGGUAACUCCGUGUACUUACCAGCCGUCGAUAACCCAAUAGCUGCAUUGGACAAUUUAGCGGACCCGGAAAAGGUAGAUCGAGUCAAGCUAACCGAAAAUGGCCUGUCCGCUGAAUUUGAACCGGAAAGUGUGAAAAUUUUGUUCAUAACCCUGAAGGACGCGCGCGUUGGUGAGUCAAGGACCAGCUUGCUACGGAGACACAAUGACUUCAUGGAAGAAAUGUUUACUAAACUCCAAAAUCAAUAUGGAAAUGUGGUUGCCAUAUACACGGCUGACUUCCCUUCCUGGGUCGUCCCGGAAAGCCACUCCAGACUUCGACGUCAAGCUGAACCCUUAGCCCUUAACCAGUACUCAAUCAACGGCCUCAAACUGUAUGUCCAAGACCUGAUCCUCUCGGUUAACAGCGAGAAAACACACUUGAACACUGUAUCAAGUCAGAGCUCGACAUUCAACGGCACAGACAUGCUAACGACCAUCGGCUUCGGAGAAAACACUCUGACAUUGAGCUUUUCUCAGAAAAUGGGGUACUGGUAUUUUAAAACGGUCACUCUGGAACAGAAGGCACCAUCUCAAGUCACCGAGAUACUUUACCCUAAGGAAGAGGUGUUCUCCUUCAUGGAUAUGUCAUACCGUUGCGGACAGGAUGUCUCAUUCACCAGCAUCAAUGACACCAAUGUGUACAGCGUCACGUUCUCAAACAUGAAGGUUCAACCAUUCUUCAAAGAUACCAAUAGUUCGAUAGUCUUCGGUGAUUCGGUCAACUGCGUUGGAUUCUUCAGUGUUCCUAUCUGGUCUGGGCUUUUCGUGGUUUUCAUACUCCUAGCGAUCACCUUCUAUGGUAUCCUGAUGAUGAUGGACAUCCGCACCAUGGACCGCUUCGACGACCCCAAGGGAAAAACCAUAACAAUAAACGCGAACGAGUAACUUGAGUGAAGGUCACAGGGCCAAUUCGCCCGCCAUUAUAGGAUAGUUGUCAUAUAUAGCUCAAGUAUUUAUCGUAACAGCCCAAAACGCUUUAAUAUAAUGUUUUGAUGAGAAAUUUAUUCCUUAAUAAUCGAUUUUGAAAAAAAUAAUAAUAAUUUAUUGUUAAAAAACGCAACAUGGUGGUAGUUUAAAAAAAAAUAUUAUAAUAUUUAAAGAAACAAUGUAUACGUACUUUUUGGUGCGAAAAAGUGCGAACAUGUAUGCGGUACUGCUGUAUCAGAAUGAGAUGGAGGUAUGUCCGUCUCUUUCUCAAAUUAAAUGUCAAACCUUCGAUUUGUCCUUGUAAUAAAAAGAAAGUAAUUUUAAAAUGAAUAUGGCUGUAAGUAUAUAUAAUAUAUUGUAAUACUAUAUAGUAGUACCCCAUCCGUGUAAAAAGCUUCCUAAUUAUGGCCUUAUGUCAAGUCUGAUGUUGUUACAACGACAAACAAUAACUCCGAGCUUCAAUGGCGUAGUAUAAUGAAAUGAGUGCCCUCCAUGCUAGUGCCAAUCAAUCAACAAUUCGAAUAGGGAUCUAUAAGUGACCUUCGUUUUAGGGCCGCGGUGUUUUUUAAUGACCGGUAAUUUAUUUAUACUAAUUCUUUUUUGUUAACAAAUGUGUAUUGCCGCGGCCCUGAUAUUUCUCGCGAGCAGAAUCGACACGGACAAUAAUUGGCGCGAAAACAAAAUGGCGGUCGGGAUUUGUUCGCGGGAGGUAAUAGUUUAAGCGAGAAUAUUUAAAAAUCGAUGUCAAUAAUUUUGUUUUCAAUCAUUUUUAUUCCGUUUCUUUUUUAAUGAGUAUUAAAUCGGUUCAUUUUGUUUUGUUCUUACACAUAUUUUUUGAAGUAUUUUCUUCUUAGACGUUGAAUGUUAGAUGGAUUAUAGUUUAAGAAAUAAAGCUUACGUAUGUUCCAA